This is a messenger RNA of Micropterus dolomieu (smallmouth bass), 1882 nucleotides long. RefSeq names its product SMYD family member 5 (gene smyd5). Bases 65 to 1351 code for a protein of 428 amino acids. The transcript has 13 exons. The record is from RefSeq and is a predicted model, not a curated record. Lineage: Eukaryota; Metazoa; Chordata; Actinopteri; Centrarchiformes; Centrarchidae. Gene Ontology annotation, molecular function: protein binding; histone H4K20 methyltransferase activity.
UGCCGUUUCCACCCAGAGAUAAAACGUCAGCGUCAGGGUUGAAAGGGAAAAGGUCGUCUGAAACAUGGCUGCCCCCGUUGAUGACAUGUUUUCCUUCUGCGUGGACCCCGGCAAAGUUGCCGCCUGCGUGGAAGUCCGAUUUAUAGACAAUAAGAAGGGCAAAGGUCUCUUUGCCAAAAGGGGCAUCAAGAAGGGAGACACCAUUUUCUUUGAGCGGCCUCUGGUCUCUGCUCAGUUCCUGUGGAAUUCUUUGUAUAAAUAUAAAGCCUGUGAGUACUGCUUACGAGCUCUGGAGACCGCAGAGGAGAAUGCGAGGAGACUCAGUGGCAUCCCCGGACUCAGCCUUCCUCACCCUGAGCUCUGCAGUGUUCGACCAGAGCUGCACAAAGCCUGCCCUCAGUGCCAGUGUGUUCUAACAGAAGCCGGUCUCCCUCUGCAGGUGAUGUACUGUAGCAGCGAGUGUCGACAAGCUGCAGCAGAUCAGUAUCACCGAGCUCUGUGUUUGGGUCCCUCCCAGGAAGAUCCGGACCAUCCCAUCAACAAGCUUAAAGAUGCAUGGAGGAGUAUGCAUUAUCCCCCGGAGACCUCCAGCAUCAUGCUUAUGGCCAGAAUGGUAGCUGUGGUCAAACAGGCCAAAGACAAAGCACACUGGCAGAAGCUUUUUUCUCACUUCUGCAGCCGGGCAGCUAAUGAAGAAGAGGAGAUCGCCCAUAAGCUCCUGGGAGAGCAGUUCAGAGGGCAGUUGGCCUUGUUACACAGCCUUUUCAAAGCAGCACUUUCUGAUGAUCAUCUUAGUCGGUGGUUUGCCCCCGAGGGUUUCCGCUCUCUGUUCGCUCUCGUGGGAACCAACGGACAAGGCAUUGGCACCAGUUCCUUGAGUAAGUGGGUUCAUGCCUGUGAUGCACUUGAGCUUCCUGCCCAGCAGAGGGAGCAGUUGGAUUCUUUUAUCGACCAGCUAUACAAGGACAUUGAGAAAGAAACGGGAGACUUUCUAAACUGUGAGGGCUCUGGACUUUUUCUGCUUCAAAGCUCAUGUAACCACAGCUGCAUACCCAACGCAGAGGCAUCCUUCCCCGACAACAAUUUCCUGCUUCAGCUCAGUGCCCUUAGUGACAUCAACCCAGGAGAGGAGAUCUGCAUCAGUUAUUUGGACUGCUGUCAGCGGGACCGAAGCCGUCAUAGCAGACACAAAAUUCUGAGGGAGAACUACCUAUUUGUCUGUUCAUGUCCAAAGUGCAUCUCCCAGAUGGAUGAGCUGGAUGUGACAUCAGAGGAGGAAGAGGAAGAAGAAGGCGAGGCAGAAGGUGAAACGGAGGGGGAUGAGAUGGAAGAUGAGAUGACAGAUGUCUGAUAAAAGACUUGCCCAUAUUGUUCUCAGCCGUUCUGCCACCACGCUAAGCAACCAUGAAGCCCGGGAGAAUAAAAAAAACAGUCCAAACGUGUGGAAAAAUGUUAUCAACACAUUUCUACAGCAGCCCUCAGAGGCAAGUGAGAGGGGAAAAAAUUUUAGCAAUCCAUUUUUAAAGUCAGAUCGAAAUAGUUUUCUCUCCUCAUCUGGCAGUAGGGCUUAGAUUAUAAUUUUUUUCCCACCUCUUCUUAAGUCAUAAACACAGGAAAGAACUAAAUUUAGACCAGACUUAUGAAAUGGAUCACCAGAAUUUCUUUUCUCACUUGCCUUCUAUACAUUUAAAUCAUUCUGUGUCCAGUUUUAGAGAUCAGCAACAGGAAGCUUUUCCUUAAAUGAGUUACACGUGUGUGAAGUGUGUCAGUAUUAGGAUACACUACAGGGACAUGUUGUGUUUUGAUUUUAUUUUUUUUUAUUGUUUUCACUCUACUUCAGCACGCUGGGGGUUUUAAAUAAAACGAAGACUAUGACUUCCAA